Messenger RNA from Cylicostephanus goldi, 309 nucleotides. The record is from the annotation of a GenBank genome assembly. NCBI's taxonomy places the organism in Eukaryota, Metazoa, Nematoda, Chromadorea, Rhabditida, Strongylidae.
GAUCCAGUGCCAUGUGAAAUGAAUGAAUGGUCGCCAUGGACGCAUUGUUCAGUCACUUGUGGACGUGGAAAGAAAACUCGAACGAGGCAGAUUAAGACAUUUCCACGUAAUGGUGGAACACCAUGUCCUGACCAUUUGAUACAAGAACUUCGAUGCGAGUUGAGACCAUGCCUAAGUUGCGGUGAAGGUAUCCAAUCGCGACGUCGUCGAAUCCACAGAGGUCGAAAUGGAGACUGGGAAGAGGAGCAAUGUACAGAAAAAGAAACAGAAGAACGUAUGUGUCGUAUACCUUGUCCACGUUUUCCGUGA